Molecule: messenger RNA, 2261 nt
Organism: Amoebophrya sp. A25
Lineage: Eukaryota; Dinophyceae; Syndiniales; Amoebophryaceae
Source: the annotation of a GenBank genome assembly
GCUGAUGGCUGCAGCUUGAGCUUGCUUUCCAACAAAAUAGCAGAAGGAACUCUAGUGGUGAAGUCUAGGAAUCAGCUAUUCGCCGGACAAGGUACGGCGGUGGAAGUUGACACACUGUUUGUGCCAUGCAAGGAUAGAAGAAAAGGCUUGGAGAAGCAUCGACCUUUGGUAUCACUCAAUGGCGUCCUUGACGGACGAAUCUAUGGGCAACAAUUACCUUCAGUCAUCGCAGCUCUUGCACUCGUACCUACUGGUGCUAAGAUGAAGGGGUUCUCGGACGAGAUGCCUCCAGAGGACUCGAAAGACGGAAAAGCUGCAACUCAAAGUCAGCAAGGCCACCUCCUGCGAGAGCAGGACAUCAAAGUUUUAGACAUGUGCUCUGCGCCUGGUGGUAAAACGUGUGCCUUGUUGGAAUAUUUCGCUGAACUCGUGUCCUCCGAGAGUACGACGACCCCCACCUGCGGAAUCAAGAGUGUCAGUCUCACUGCUUUGGACCGGAGCUACAGCAAAAUUCGACGAGUCCAAAAACUAUGUCAGAAAGCGCUCAAGAACGGAAGUUGUGGCGCCAACGCGGCUGCAAGUGGAAAAGUGCACUUCGAAGCUUUUCGUGCCGACUCAGCGAAGCUGUUACCUGUGCCGGAGAACCGUGCAACAGCGGCUGAAGAGGAGCAUGAAGACAGAGGUGAAGAAACGAAGAAUGGCAAUGUUGCUUGUAUGCAGCACGAGCACGAGCAGAAGACUGGAGAAGCAGAGACUUCUAGUACGACGUCUAGCUGCGCUAACGUUCAUCUUGUCCUCGACAACAAAAAAGCAGCUUCCGGUUGUGUAGUCGUCCAAAGGAAGAAAAACCCUCACGUUUUCUACCACAAGAAGAUCGAUUUGCGUUCUGACCACUGGCAGGCUUUUUAUCAGGUCUUGUGGGAGGAUGAAAAAAGAGACCUUCAGGACAGUGUCCUCACACGAAAGAAAUCUGAGAAGAAAUUCUACAAAGCCAUCCUCGCUCGCUUUAGUAGAGACCGCAGCAUGUGCAGUCGAGAACAUGUUGACGCCAUGAUGCGGCUGCACAACAACGGUGAUCGGAUUCUGGAGGAGGCUAGAAGAAUGCUGGCUACAGAUCAUGUACAGGAACACAUGGACAAGGAAGACGAGACGGUCGUGAAAUUUCUCGAACAGCAAGUAAAAUUACGCGAUCAGGUUAGAGCGCAAAUAUUUCCGCCACGACCACUUCCGAACUCGGCUAACGCAUCUUCUCCACCAACGACAGCGACUAUGACUCCUUCUCCUUCAACCUCUGCCACCACCUCAUGCUCAUCAGUCCCUUCAAGCGCAUCUUCAUCUUCAAAGAGUCCUACGUCAACCGGCAGCUCCAGGACCUCCACCUCUUCCUCCGCUUGGCUCCCGGAAGGAUUCGAUUUCAUCCUGUGCGACGUCCCUUGCACCGCUAUGGGCCAGAAACCCCUUCUUUCCUUUCCUCUAUCCUACGAAAACGACGUCCUCGCAACGCAGCAAUAUCAACGCGGCUUCCUCAGACAGGCCUUUGAGUUGGCAAAAGUUGGUGGCGAAUUCGUUUUCUCCACGUGCACUCUAACACUCGAGGAGAACGAAGAAAACGUCGCUUGGUUGUUGCAGGCUUAUGCCGGAAGAUUAGAGUUGGUGGAUUUGAGGAAGCACUUUGGAGGCAACAUUGGGACUCUUGGGAAGAACAAGCAGAUUCUUGGGAAGAACGAGAAGAACGAGGGUGGACAUCAAGAGCAACAUGGGAACAACUCCGAGAAAUCUAGUGGAAAUUGUGUUCUCAAUCUCAUCCGUAGAGACGAUGCACAAGAAGUAUAUGUACAUGAUGAUGAACGUUUGUACGGGUUUCAACUUGAAGAAGCUCCAGAUACGUUCGAUCGACGUUUUGUAAUGCGUUUUGAUCCUCGUUAUUGGGAUUUGGGUUUUUUCGUUUCGAAAUUCCGGAAAAUUGCGUCAUGAACAAUUCAACGCACUAGAUCGGCGAUAAGAGCAUAACUCUUGCUUGCUACAUGAUCAUUGUAACAACCUCCACGAUGACGCUAUUUUUAAUAUUACAAGAAGAUAUUUUUUCCCCCGAGCUUGACGGGUCGUUCAAGGUGUAAUAGUACAUACGGUGUUGCAGACCGACGUGCUAGGAGACGAAUGAAAAUCUUUCGUGACUCUGUCUUCCACCCUAGAAGCAUAAGUACUAGAAACUGUUGAUUAUAUCUCUGGUGGUGCUUGUCUAUGUUUCUUGCAAGUUUUUU